Molecule: messenger RNA, 1065 nt
Organism: Adelges cooleyi (spruce gall adelgid)
Lineage: Eukaryota; Metazoa; Arthropoda; Insecta; Hemiptera; Adelgidae
Gene: Enoph
Product: enolase-phosphatase E1
Exons: 2
Coding region: 198-941 (247 amino acids)
Molecular function (GO): magnesium ion binding; acireductone synthase activity
Source: RefSeq, a predicted model, not a curated record
GCAAGCCACUCUACUAUGAUAAUUGAAAACGAUUUUUUUUUUUUAAAUUUGAUAACCUUAUCGCUUAAUGGUCUACUCGUGUCUCGGUCCUCGCUUUGAUGAAUAAAUUAUAAAACUUGUAACUUAAAAGUAGUAACUACUAACUAGUAAGUACCAAGUUCAGGCUGUUCAGCAGCCCGUAAGGUUAUCAACACAUAAUGUGUGUAAACGAGUCUAUCAUUCUACUAGACAUCGAAGGAACAAUAACGUCAAUUAAUUUUGUCAAGGAAGAACUAUUUCCAUAUGCUGCAGAAGUCCUCGAGGAUUACGUAAAAACCCAUUGGAAUGACGAUGAUUUCAAAGAGGACUUGGAACUUUUAAAGAAACAAGCAGCUAACGACACAAGUCUAGAAGGAUUCAUACCGAUAGCUGAUGAUGGAGAAGAUGCAAAAAAAUCUGUAAUAGAAAAUGUUUUAUGGCAAAUGAAAAACGAUAGGAAAACCACUGCGUUAAAGCAGUUACAAGGUCAUAUUUGGAAGUAUGGUUAUGAUUGUGGAAAUUUAGUCGGACAUAUUUAUUCUGAUGUGCCAUCGGUUUUGAGUAAACUUCUAGACGAAGGUAAAAAAAUAUAUACCUAUUCAUCGGGCAGCACAGACGCUCAAAAAUAUUUAUUUAAGUAUUCAUGUAUGGGAAAUAUUUCUAGUUUGUUUACCAAAUAUUUUGAUACGAAAAUUGGACCAAAACAAAUAGAAACAAGUUACACGAAUAUUGCAAAAGAAAUUGGUGUUAAUUGUAGUGACAUUUUGUUUCUCACUGAUGUAAUCGAAGAGGCCGAAGCGGCUGUCAAAGCCGGUUGUAAUGCUGCUAUUCUAAUUAGACCAGGUAAUCUACCUCAAGAUCCUGAAAAGCUAUUAAAAUUCAGAACUAUGAAGACAUUAGAUCCCUUAGUAAAUGAUGAAUAAGUGAAAACAAUUUUUUUAUUGAAUAACUUGUUAAAUAACAGGUUUUAAAACAUUAAUUAAUUUUAAUGUAUGCAUAAACAAAGAUUUUAAUAUAAAUUCAAAACAAAUUAUGAUUUUUUAUGUA